GAGACCAGUGUUGGGGUGGGGCCGACGCUGAGGGGCGGGGCCAGGAAGGACGAGGCCCCGCCCAUGCUCUCAGAGCAGCGCUGCGUCGGCGCGGCCUGAUGACGUCAGAGGGCGCGCGGAGGGGCCCGGCAUGAGGACUUUAUGGAGCUUGGGAUACUCUGCCAGACUACUGAAAACUAAUCGCUGUAGGACAGCUGCAUCAAAUACAUCAUUUCCAACAGUUUGGAUGCUCUUGGCGCAAUAUUCUGGCAGAAUACCUGGGCCCUUUGUAGUAGUUAAGAAAAAUAGUUUUUUUACAAUGCCUGAAACUGCAGAGGAUAAAUCUGAUGUAGAACUGUAUUCGCCACAUCCUGAAGUGCGUGGGAUGAAAGUACUCGACAGAGAAGCUUUUAAAAGGACAGUAGUUGUUCCAGUUCUUAAAGUCAAGAAAGAAACUGUAAAUACUGUGCUUAAGUCCCUGAAACAUACGGUGCUACAGCGUCCUGGUCUGAAGCGAGUGGUGGAGGCUCCAGAAGAUGAGGACAGUAGACUUGUUGUUUUGGAUCCUCACAAAAUACCUGAAUUCUCAUUGGGAGAAUCAGAACAAGAGGUAUUAAAAAAGCUUAAUGUUCCUCCUGAGGUGUUCAAGUAUAACUUGGAGCUGACUUAUGAGAAUUUCAAGUCGGAGGAGAUCCUACGAGCAGUCCUUCCUGAAGGUCAAGAUGUCACCUCUGGAUUUAGCCGUGUUGGCCACAUAGCUCAUUUCAAUCUUAGAGAUCACCAGCUACCCUACCGACAUUUGAUUGGCCAGGUUAUAAUUGACAAGAAUCCAGGCAUCACCUGUGUAGUGAAUAAAACCAGCAUUAUUGACAGCACGUACAGAAAUUUUCAAAUGGAAGUGCUCGCUGGAGAGAGCAACCUGGUAACCAAGGUCAAAGAAAAUAGUAUCUUAUAUGAAUUGGACUUCUCUAAAGUCUACUGGAACCCACGUCUUUCCACAGAACACAGCCGUAUCGUUGAACUCUUAAAGCCCGGUGAUGUCCUUUUCGAUGUCUUUGCUGGGAUUGGUCCUUUUGCUAUUCCAGCAGCAAAGAAAAAGUGUCGUGUAUUUGCAAACGAUCUCAAUCCUGAAUCCUACAACUGGCUUCUGCACAACUGCAAGCUCAACAAAGUGGACAGCAAAAUAAAAGUGUUCAACAUGGAUGGCAGGGACUUCCUCCUGGGGCCAGUAAGAGAAGAACUAAGUAAAGAGCUCCCACUUCUGAAAGGAGAACAGAAAACUUCAUUUCAUAUAGUCAUGAAUUUGCCAGCUUUGGCUAUUGAAUUCCUAGAUGUUUUCAGGCAUCUUUUGGUCGGAGAGCCAUGCAGCACUGCUGGCCUUCCCACGGUGCACUGCUACGGCUUCUCCAAACAUGAUGACCCUGCCAAAGAUAUUCAAGAACGAGCUGAGGCUUCUCUAGGAGCCUCCUUAGGUGGACGCUGUUCUACUUACCUGGUUAGAAACGUUGCACCGAACAAGGAGAUGCUGUGCAUUAGUUUCCAGAUCCCAGCGGAUGUGCUGUACAAGAGUCCCUGCCACGAGGAAGCAGAACCAGCCUCCAAGCGUCUGUGCACCAGCAAAGAGUUUCCUGAAGAAAAGCCACGGAGUUGAGGACCGGAGUUACAGUAACAACCUUAGGAACUUGCAAAGGUUUACUUAGGUUACCUCUGGUUUACGCUCUUGGGUUAUUUGAAGUGUAACCUGCGUUACCCACCUCCAGGACCGAGAUGCGCGAUGGCACCUUUCCUUUGUGAGCCUUUGUGGUUUUUUUCAAUUGUGGGAUCAAUAGGCAGAUUGAAGUUGUUGUUACGAAAAAAGAAAAUAGAACUGUGCUUUUUUUGUAAUAAACGUGUUUUG
Cuculus canorus (common cuckoo) is the source of this 1876-nucleotide messenger RNA. RefSeq names its product tRNA methyltransferase 5 (gene TRMT5). Gene Ontology annotation, biological process: tRNA N1-guanine methylation; mitochondrial tRNA methylation. Gene Ontology annotation, cellular component: mitochondrial matrix; cytoplasm. The record is from RefSeq and is a predicted model, not a curated record. Bases 131 to 1630 code for a protein of 499 amino acids. The transcript has 5 exons. Lineage: Eukaryota; Metazoa; Chordata; Aves; Cuculiformes; Cuculidae.